CCCCGGGAGGUGCCGCAGACGCUUCCCUGUGCCGGGGUGAGAUGGCGGCGCCCGGAGCGCCGGUGACCGUCACCGUCACUUACAGCAACGAAAAACACAGUAUUCAGGUUGCUUCUCAACAAGAAGACGGUGAACCUACACUACAAGACAUGGCUGUACUUAUUGAACAAGUCACUGGAGUUCCAGUUCCCUUUCAGAAACUGAUAUACAAAGGAAAGUCUCUGAAAGAACUGGAACAACCGUUAUCAGCACUUGGUGUUAAAAAUGGUUGCAAAGUCAUGUUGAUUGGGAAAAGGAAUAGUCCAGAAGAAGAGGCUGAAUUAAAGAAGUUAAAAGAUUUGGAGAAGUCAGUGGAGCAAAUAGCUAAUAAGUUAGAGGAAGUUAAUAAAGAGUUCACAAGUAUCCAGAAGGGAUUUUUAGCAAAGGAGCUCCAAGCAGAAGCACUAAAACAGCUGGACAAGAGGAUAAAAGGAACUGCAGAGCAGUUCAUGAAAACCCUGGAACAGAUUGAUGCCAUUAAUCUGCCAGAGAAUUUCAGUGAUUGCAAACUCAAAAAGAAGGGGUUAGUGAAGAGGGUUCAGGUUUUUCUUGCCCAGUGUGAUACCAUUGAAGGAAAUAUUGGUCAAGAAAUGGACAAGCUACAGUCAAAGAAUUUGGCAUUGGCAGAAUGAGGCAUCGCCUUACAUAAUUAGGAAACAUAAUUGCUCUAUGAGCAAGAAGAAAAGUUUGCUCUUUGUUUUGGAGCACAUAUCCAGCUUCCGGUUUUUUUUCUUUUUUAAACCCAGUCUGUUAGACUGGUACCAGUCAAUCAUUUCUUGCUGGUUUGCCGCUUGGUUAGAAAUAUUAUUUUGAAAAGAAGAUCCUUCCUGAAGAAUGGCAGAACUAAUCUUUGUGAUGACUUACGUAUCUUAUGGAUGAAUGUUUAGUUAACUAAGUUAUGAAGUUUUUGAUGAUGGGCAAUUUUGUCUGAUGUAUCUUUGAAUUUAUUUACAGCUCAAAUCAAAGAAGGUGUAUAAUUGUACAAGUGCCAUAAGUUGCAGUUGUAGGACUUCAGCUUGAUUGAAAAAGGCAAACUGAGACAACAUCUGGGAAAGCUGAACAUUCUAGUAGACAGUUCAGAGCAAUAAAAAACCCUACACAUUUGUAUCUACUUAAUGUUUGUAUGCAUUUAUAAAUAUAAGAAAGCUUGACUAUAAGGGAGUUGUACCUAUUUUAGCCUUAAAAUGUCAUAAUAAAUGGAAUGUACUGUAACAUGUAUGGUACUUAAUUUUGAGUGGUGCUUUAAGUUGUUACUGAGCUCCUUGAUACAGAUGUAUGUUUUUUACAUAGAUUUCUGAGGUACUGUGGGUUUUAUAGAUUAUUUGUAUUUUUAUUAUUUGUGUUCUGUCUUAAAAUAUGUUGGGAAAUGAAAUGAGAUUACUCGUGCUGCUCAAAUACCAAGGGUUCAGUUCAAGCAAGGUAUAAUUAAGGAGCUAUUUUGAAAGGGUUUUUUAUACUUUUUUCUGAUUUUACUGAAUUCAUGAUGCUAUAUUUAAUGGAAAAAUGCAGUGAUUAUUUCUAGUAUGUUAAGGCAGUCAGUGAAUUUUUAUAACACAUUGCAAAGUGACACAGCUUUAUUUUAGCAAUGCCAUUUGUCUGAGGGUUAUGACUGAUUCUCACAGUCAGAUAUGUGCCGUGCUUAACCUUCUCUGUUAGGUGAAAAAUAAGGUUUUUGCCAGAGAUAGGAACUUUGAGUGGGUGCAGCCGACUUUGCAGUUGUUGGUCAGAGGCUGUAGCCUAUGGUCAGAGCCUCUGACCAUACUGUAGAUGUUCACCUGUAGCUAACACAACUGUAAUAGGAGUUGCUUUUUCACUGAUGCUUCUGGUUGGUAGGUCAGUCAUACACAUAGCUGCUGGUGAAGUAGUGACUGGUAAGGAGCCUCUUUCUGUGGAAAAAAUAAAGCUCUUUCAUCCCAAAUGAGUCAGACUGAGAAUGUUUAGAAAUGGCCCUUAGGUAGUGAGCCCUUAUUCAUAUGUUUUAAUGUUAGCUGUCCUUUCAAGAUAAAAGUAGGAAAUGUAUGUAAAAAGAUCUUAACUUCUAAUAAGUUAUAAAACUUAAACAAUGCCUAAAGUGUUAUUAUUAAAGUAUUGUCUUUGAUGUUUGUAAUUGGAGGAGCAUUUUCUUUUUAGUGAAAAAUGCCAUUGGACAAAUGAAGUGAUAGUCCUGCAUUAGAAAGGGUCACUAUUCUAAAAAUGCUGGUUGACCAUACCAAGAUUUGUGUUGCCACGUUGUUAACCAGUUAUUUCAAGCUUGUAUUUUUUCCUUAUGAAAUUCUCUUAUCAGCGUCUGUGGAGGAUUUCAUGGUCUAAACUCCUAGGAACCUUAUCUAUCAUGUUAGGAAAUGGUAUCGUAGGACUGUGGAGGUUUUAUCCUAGGCUACUAGUCUGGUCAUGCUGCAUUUUUCCCGGCUCUUUAGGGUUAAGAGGAAGAAGCGCUGGUUGUAGCCAUUUUUGUGAAGACUUGCCUAGCCUGUUGCUGCUUCUGGACCAGAUUCAGCUGACUCUUAAACCACCAGCAACACUUGCCUAAUUCAGGGAAUGCAGAAUCAUCCACUUUCCUGUGAUGGAAAGGAUCCUCACCCUCCCAGCUAUAGGUCCUCUAAUGGAUUGAGCUUUCACAGGUGCAUGUAUAAUAAGCAAAAUAAUCCUCUUGUGCCCACAAAGAGAACUGGGAGCUGUGGUCAUGGCUAGAACUAUGUCCAUUUCUGCUGUUCCUUUGUAUUUCUCUCUCAGGCGAGAACACUUAAGGCUGCAGGCAGACAUCAUCUUCCCAGCAGUUCUUCCCAGAAGCUGCUGCUUCUCGAGGUGUGCUUAUGUGAGUACAUCCUCAGCCUGUCUCAAAGCAAGGUGAAUUAAUUUUAGGAUGUUCUGUAGCAGAUCUUUUGAUGAUCUGGUACUUUUAGGCAAAGAGAGUGAUGGUGAACCUCUCCCACCAGCACAUCUGUAUUCAGCAGAGAGUGGGUGUCCUGGGCUGAACUUACCUUACAGUGAUAACUCCUGGUGUCUGUUUGAUUUCUAGGACAAAAGAAUGUAUAUGAAGACCAACUUCUGCAGUAUAAAUUUUUUUGUCUUCCAAAUAUAAAAAUGAGUUGUUUUGGAAAACAGAUGGUUGUAUUUAGAGUUAUCAAAGACAUUCUAGAGUGGAUUGACUUUUAUACUUAGUUUUCGAAGAGGAGUCCUACACUUUUUUGUCAUAAUAGCCUUAAAUUUCAGUAAAAGCAAGCAUUUGUGCUUUUGAAAAGUGCAGCAGACUACAAUUGUGGGAGAAAGGGGAAGGAAGAGAUUUUAAAUAUUCUUUAGAAUUUGUAAAUAUAGAUCUCAAGCAAGCUUAAGCUAUAUUCUCAAUGAUUCUGUAGUCCAGGUGUACUGUGAUACCUGUUUUGCUACUGAAUCAUUUCCUCACCCCAGCCACCUGCCCUGAUCUCGUCAAAACAGAAGUUACUCCCUUUUGCCUUAGUUGCACUUAUCCCAUUGUCUUCCUCCAGUUGCUGUGUUGCUCUGGCUGUGUUUACACAUCUUGGACUUGCCAUCUGGGCAAAUGGUUUGUCUUUUAGGGAAAUGGAAAUUGAAUUACACACUCCCUUGGCCUGUUUUCUUCCCCAGAUCCCACGGGCUGGUGUGAGAUGAACCAAACCCAACGUUCAGGGAGCUGUGGAGUCUUGAGCCAUGGGACAGGUUGCUCUCUGGAAACAGCAUAAAAUUAGUGGCAUCCUCUGUGACCAAGUCCUCUAAUGUCGCUGUAAACCUGGAGCAACACUUUUUGACUUCUAAUGGACACUCAUGGUUUGGAGUGGAACUUGGCACUAGAUUUUUUUUGUUAAUUUACUUUAUUGUACUAUCUACUAUUAUAAAUGAAAAGGUGACAAUAAAAUAAGGAGAGUUCUCUGC
Molecule: messenger RNA, 3927 nt
Organism: Chiroxiphia lanceolata (lance-tailed manakin)
Lineage: Eukaryota; Metazoa; Chordata; Aves; Passeriformes; Pipridae
Gene: BAG1
Product: BAG cochaperone 1
Exons: 7
Coding region: 42-671 (209 amino acids)
Biological process (GO): protein stabilization
Cellular component (GO): nucleus; cytoplasm; cytosol
Molecular function (GO): adenyl-nucleotide exchange factor activity; protein-folding chaperone binding
Source: RefSeq, a predicted model, not a curated record